Amoebophrya sp. A120 is the source of this 4959-nucleotide messenger RNA. NCBI's taxonomy places the organism in Eukaryota, Dinophyceae, Syndiniales, Amoebophryaceae. The record is from the annotation of a GenBank genome assembly.
CGAUGAUGUCGAAUUGACAGGCACUGCGGCGUCCUCCGGUUCCGGUUGUGCAACAACUAAAAAUUUGGAUUUUUUUCCAACCGGUUGUAGUAAGCGCUUUUCGACGUCGUCUUGUCAAGAAGAAGGUCAGGACGUUGACCUCCACGAGGAACAAUCGCUCCAGGAAGCAAUAAGGUUGCGGCCUGGUCGGCAGAAGGACACGGUCCGAGCAGUGAAACGCGUGAUCGAAGAGGAGACGGCCGCGUUUUUGGACAACAUCCAGGAAAGGGAGAAGCAGGCCACCAAGAAUCUGGUCAGCGGCAUGGCCGUGCUGGAGCUCGCUAUUCGCCGCCCUGAUUUCUCCUUUCUGGUUAACGCAGAAUUUGCGAAUACAACCGCAGAUGAUGGAACAAACGGAAACACAAAUGACAAUAAGGCAGGAGGAACAUCUUCAGAUGCGAAUGCCACAGCAGGUCCAAAAGUUGACUUGAUCGCGCAACUCGGGACGAAGUUGGAAUUUUACACGACCUACCACAAGAGUUUAGAAACGGUGUUGGAAGUGUGCCGCGCGUUUUCGAAGAAUAAACAAUCGGCGGAGAAGAAGGAUUUGUGCUUUCAAACGUACAAGAAGCACAUGGAAAACUUCUUUUUUCCGGAUCCCGUGGUUCUAGCAACGGGGGACAGAGCCGCGGUCGAGGCGGAGAUGGAGCGGAAAAUGCCGUUUUUGGAGCGGGGAAUCACCGCUAUAACGAAUGAUAUAGAGAAGAAGUUCGGGAGACUGCUUUUGCAGCAGAUGGUAACAUAUGGAUUGUAAAAAUGUCUGGGUCUGGAAGAAUGCAAGAUUUGUGAUGCAGGUUUUUUAUGACCCAUGAGGUCUGGAAUGCGAGACCCAGCAUGACAGAUUCUUUGAGGUCUUUAUCAUGCCUUUCCUGCAUGAGAGACUCCCUCUCAACUUGGUCAAAAGCGAACAGCUUUUGGUACUCACGCAACACAGAUUUUUGCAUCAUUCAGAUUUAGCAUCACAAGUUCUAAUCUUCCAGACCCAGACACUUUUACACUUGAUAUAACAUCCGGCUCGGUGCCGGACGCCGUUGCCGCCCUCUACCACGAACUGAAACAGAGCGCCACGAACGCGGUCGCCGGGGAGAUGAAGAAUGUCUCAGCUCCCGAAAAAUGCGGUCGUGCAACGGAUCUUUCGAAUAAAACUACGGAUAGUGCGCCGGGGGAAGAAAACUACGCCGAAAGGACCGCUUCAUCUGGUAGUUCUGGAAGUAGUGCGAGCUUUUCUACUGCUGCUCGUCAACAAGAUGGGGAGUCAGAAGGUGCUGCUGCUGGUGUUGUAUCGGCAAACAAGCAAGGGGACGACAGCGGGGUACGACUUGGGUUGCAGUACACGGCCAAGGAGUUGGUUAGUCGGAUGGACAAUUUGGUCGAGCAGAACCGAGCUUCUGCGUCACAGCAGGUUCAUCAAUGUGCAGCGCAACACCACCCGGACCCCUUGCUGGAUUUGAACAUCAUGCAAAACGUCCUCUCCCGGAUGGAAAAGCACGCGAGAGACAAAGCGAAGCAGCGACAGAGCAAGCACGCCCACCUGCGCGACAAGAAACAAGUGAAGCAGCAGCGGCAACACGACCAGGAGUUGCAAAAGUGGGAGAUUGCCGCCAAGAUCGCCUCCGGCAACCAGGAGUGCUUGUUCGGUUGGCACGACAUCUGCACGAACUUUUACAUGGACAGUUUGGGCGGCUGCAACGUGAAUUUGGAGUUUUUGCUCCGCCGGCUCUUACCCUACAACAUCAAAACGACGCAAACCGUGUCCACCAUGCACCUGAACGCGAUCAAAAACAACCUCGUCACCCUCGCCACCGGGCAGCCGCCGUUGAAAAAGAAGUUGCUCAUCGACUGUGACCGAACGACGGGGCGAAUCGCGAGACGGGAGGUGUUCGAACCCUCUAAAACCUUCGCGAUCGUAGAUAGCACGAUCAAGCAGCUGAAGCAUCUGAAGGCCUUUCAGUUUCUGAAGCAGCUGUUCAAGAUGCUGCUAACGUGGCUCGCGGAUACGAACAAGUACUUGGACGGUAUGCGGGAGGUGGUGAAGGCGAUCGGGCUACCCACCAAGCAGAAGACGGGAGAGUACGUAUCAUGUGUAAAAACGUCCCCACCCCAUAGCCAAGUUGGGAACUUAGCAACACAAACCCAGAAGCUUUGGGAGCAACGCAUGACAAAUUCCAGUUCGUAGUGUAGUGCAGUUUAGCAAGUGCAGUCGCAUCACGAAUCCGUCUGCUCAUCCCGUUUACAGCAUUACAAAUUCCAAAACGCGAUUGGAAAUGCCUCUCAUGGAGAUGCGCGUUACAAAUUUUCCUGUAAUCGUAAAUCUGCAUGACAGCUAUGGGGUGGGGACGUUUUUGCUCAGGAGAGUACGUGACCGGCGUGAUUCCCGGGUCGCCGGAAGACAUGCGGUUGAAGCAACUUGGGUUCAAGCACCCCACGAACGCAAACCUGUACACCCCCAUCGACCACGAAAAGUCCAAGGUGGGGUUAUUACAGUGAAAAAUGCCCCCACCCCGAACUUGGCAGCAUUUGUAUUGCAAACCUUUCCAAUGGAAACAUUCCCCGUCUUGCAUCUAUCAGCAUCACAAAUUUGCCAUGCUGAAUAGCUCGAAUUUGUGUUGCAAAGGAUCCCAACAGCAGCCGGAUCUGUUAUGCAAAAGAUACCUUGCGCAGCUAGAUUCUGCAUCAGAGAAGCUCGUAGUCCUUUCAUGCAAGACAAAGAGCUUUCAUUUGGAAACUUUGCAUGAGAAACUCUUGCAAAUUCCGGGCUGGGGGCAUUUUUCAGUGCAAUAGGGGUUGGAUUUCGUCUCCUGCAUGAAGCAGUUGAUCGACGAGAACCCGUAUCAAAUGCAAAUAUGUCUGGGUCUGGAAGGAUGCAACUUGUGAUGCUGUCUUUGCAUUCUACCAAAAUCUGUAUUGUGUGAGCAGCAAGAGGAGUUCAGGUUUUGCUACGCGGAGGGCUAAUUUCUCAUGCGGUAUAGUCAUCAGGGUGCGCUUACAAUAUCUGUGAUGCUGGGGCAUGCAUCACAGGCAUCUUGGAUCAUGCAGAUUGUGCAUGAGAAGUCUUGCAAUCUCCCAGACCCAGACAUAUUUGCAAUGCAUAACCCGUUUGAACAGGCCAUGAAACUGUUCGGGCUGGCCACGGAGAUCGAAACGCUCGAUUGGAAUAGAAUGUUGUCACCCGGAGGCGACGAGGAGUAUAAUGCGGAGAAUAUUAACAGUAGUUCUCUCGCCGAUGAUGCCUUCAUCUCGGAAGAGAUCGAGGACGAAGCGGAAAAUAGUUGUACUCCUGCAGCAGGGUCUGGGUCCUCUUCAUUUUCCCCGGGAGCAGAAGGUGACGAAAACGGUGUGAAGGUGAAGCACCGCAGGGUCCGGAUCCAAUUUGACGAGGAGAAAAUGAGGCAGUUCAAGGCGAAACAGGUAAACGCGUUUUUGUCGAUUGUGGAGAGGCUGGACUGGUACCGAAUUAGCCACGCCGAGAAACAACUGGAAGAGGACAAUAAAGCGAGGGUGAUGAAAAUGAAUGCUGGCGCAGCUUCUACUCCACAAAGUCGUGGGGUUGACCAGCACUCGGGAAAGGACAGCAGCGUUGGUGGAAAAAACAAAAAGAAGAGCUGCAAUAAUUCCACCGCGCCAAAUGGAACAAGUAGUGCUGAUCUGAAAAAUAUGUUCGACCCUUCUUCCACUAGCGGCGGGCCGCAGCACCUGCUCCCAGCAACGCCCACCGCUGCUGCUGCGGCUGCGCAAAGCAGGGGCCACGUUGCGCCUCGGCGCGUCAGUGCGGGACGGAAGUGCCUGGCCCUGGUGCCGCACUCUUACGUCGGUUUGCACGAUGAGCUCAGCGCCGUGUCAGAUCUGACGGGGAUGGGGGGACGGGUGCAGAAGCAGGAAAAAGCAGAGGAACAAAGACAAAGAGAUGAAAGUGCUGGAGCUGGUGCACAUCAGGAUAAAAACUUUUCAAUGGAACCAGGACAACAAUCUUUCACAAGAGAAACGACGCCGGGCGAUCAUGAUCAAGAUCAAAAUGAAAUGGAGGACAUCGAGAGGGAGAUCAGGGAGAGGGAAGAGGAAAUUCGGCAGCGAUACCCCGACCCGAUGGACGACGUGGAUUUUAUGGCGUUCUCAAACGUUACAUUCUCAACUGUUGCAUGAAUUCGUCAUGCAAAAAUACCUUAAGCCGGCAGAUGAUCGAGCUGCUUCGCAUGACAAAUUUCGGAAGGGCUAGACAGCAUCUAGAUCUGCGCCAAACUUGUGAUGCAAAAGGCGCAAUCUUCUUCCUUUCACGUUUGCCAGUCUUGCAUCACCCAGUUGAGAGUGUAACAUUUGAGAACUCCAUAGAUUUGGAUUUUUUCAUCGGGACUACGGAAUUCAAGAGCCCGGACACGGGCCAUUGGUUCUUCCGCACGGAAGCGGGACGGCAUUUCAUGGUGCCGGAAGGCCGGUUAUUCGAGAUGGUGGAACAACCGGAAGAGGGAGGAGCCGGGCCGGGGGCGGAACGGAGUCCAUGAGAGGGUGAAGGUGUUGCAUUCUCCCAAUGUGUAAGAAAGCAGAAAGUUGUAUCACGUCAGGCUUAAGUGGCGCCAUAUGUUGUACCUAUUAAUACACCACUUUAUCCUCCACCCGUGAGUGCGAUAUUCAAAUCAGAAUGAGUAUCAGCCUUAUGCCGUAAUACCGUUGCAUAACGCCGCGAAUUUUAGGCCGCAACCGUAUAAUAUGCACCGUUUGAUUUUUUACUGUAUGUCUAUAGUCGAUAAGGACAACUUCAACUGGGCGCUGUGAGCUUGAGAUGACGGAUAAAUACGGUGCCAAACCAGUAUUCGUUGAUUUAGUACUUGCAGACCGCAUUUCUUGCACGUGGACUCGAGAAUUUCACUUCUAUUGCUACUUGGAGUCGAUUCAGUUUCGUCGGAAUCACUCCCUGUUUGUACUCCU